Anopheles funestus (African malaria mosquito) is the source of this 2155-nucleotide messenger RNA. Its product is annotated as apyrase. Gene Ontology annotation, biological process: proteoglycan biosynthetic process. Gene Ontology annotation, molecular function: GDP phosphatase activity; calcium ion binding; UDP phosphatase activity. NCBI's taxonomy places the organism in Eukaryota, Metazoa, Arthropoda, Insecta, Diptera, Culicidae. Bases 437 to 1723 code for a protein of 428 amino acids. The record is from RefSeq and is a predicted model, not a curated record. The transcript is spliced from 2 exons.
ACGAAUCAUAUGUAAAUAUCCAACUAAUCUAAUCCGUUUAUUUGAACGCUCAUCGUCUGCUAUAUUGGAUCGUCAAGUUUCUAUUUGCUUUAAAUUAGUGUUUAUUAGUCCGCCUCAUCUGUGAACAAGUUAGUUUGUAUGUUUUUAUUUGCAAAAUUCUCCCGAGCUUUUACUUUCAUUUGACAUCUGAUUAGCAAAUGUCACGUCGCAGGGUAGAAAGUUUUGAUCGGCACUUGAAAAUGGGAAUGCAGUGUUGUCGUUUGCGAUACAGAUAAAUAAUAGACUAAUUAUUCUAAUAACGAUGGCGUUGUGACGUGUACUGGAACGUGUGUGUACCCCUCGUUUGCCGGACCGCUACUGCGUACGCCUUGCCUUGAAGACAGAUCAUUAUUGAUCGGGAGAAGUGUUAUCUCCAACGGCGGAGACGUCGCCUCAGAUGAAGCAGUUCAGCAGCUCUAUCUCAUCGUCGUCAUCCUUGCCGUACUCUGGUCUGGGGUCGGGAAAGCCCACUUCCAAGCAGUCGUCCUCCGGUUCCACCAUCAUAGACACCGGGAUGUAUCUGCGUGACUGGAGGAAAGCGCUUCGUUCGCCUCCUUCGUACAGGAUAGGAAACAGAACGAUACGGUUACAAGUACACUUUACCUGGGUGCUUGCGAUACUGUGUGCAUUCCUGCUGCUGGUAUUAUACAUCUCCUCCAGUCCUUCGCCGUUGAUCAGCGAUGCACCACCGCCCACAAAUAGUUUUUUGCGAAGUUCGGCUAUAGUGUACAACCACACUUACCCGCUGACCAGUCCGAUCAUUAGCAGUGGCAUAUACUCGUUCCGGAUAGGAAUUAUUGCCGAUCUCGACACCAGUUCGGCAUUGAAGAAGAAUCAGUGGGGAAGCUACUAUCUAAAGGGCUAUCUGAGCUUCAUUCCAUCGAAACGGUCGGUCACAGUGUCGUGGGACGAUGGCGAUCCGAAGGCACUGCAAUCGGGCUUUUCGUUGAAGGGCCGGGGAAUGGAGCUGUCCGAGUUGGUCGUGUUUAACGGCAAGCUGCUAACGUUUGACGAUCGUACCGGGUUGGUGUACGAGAUCGAGGGCGAGAAGGUGCUCCCUUGGGUGCUGCUGAUGGAUGGGGACGGACGUACCACGAAGGGCUUCAAAUCGGAAUGGGCCACCGUGAAGGAUCAGGUGCUGUACGUCGGAUCGAUGGGUAAAGAGUGGACCACAUCGGCAGGGGAUUUUGAAACGAACGAUCCCAUGUACGUGAAGGCGGUCACGGUGCACGGCGAGGUGUAUCACUUAAACUGGAUUAACAACUACAAAGCUAUCCGCAAAUCGAUUGGCAUCGAAUGGCCGGGAUACAUGAUUCACGAGUCUGGCGCUUGGUCAGAGGUGCACAGGCGAUGGUUCUUCCUGCCAAGGCGCUGUUCCCGGGAGCGGUACAAUGAAACGCGGGACGAGCAUAUGGGCUGCAACUUUCUCAUAUCGAGCGACGAAACGUUCCAAAGCAUUCGCGCGAUCGAGCUCAAGCGGAACGUCGUGCCAUCGACGCACGGGUACUCGAGCUUUAAGUUCCUACCUACGAGCAACGAUGAAAUAAUCGUUGCCCUGUCAACGGAAGAGCUGAACGGCAAAACGUCCAGCUUCAUCAGUGCGUUCACCAUCGAAGGCGAACAACUGAUGGUGGAGACGCGCAUCCACACCGAGUACAAGUACGAGGGACUUGAGUUUAUCUAGAGGGCGCCCCUCGGGUAAUGCCAUUAUUGUACAUAGCCGAUGUCUGUAUUCUCAACCGUUAGCAGCUAGUUAGACAAUGAUCCUGCAUAUUCUGAUCAAUCGAUAACGCUUCUUGGCUAGAGCUUUUCAUGAAACAAAAACGACCGAGAGUGCGAUGAUCAAUGAAACAAUUGGGAGUAUUAUGUUUGCGAGAUGUCUAGAAGCGUUAAAUGCCAAACUUUAUCAUCACUCUGUUCCGUAGCAUAUUGUGUACAACAAGCACGACAAGCAGCAGCUUUGCGUGUAUCCUCUCCGGCAGGAUAACACAUCUGGCUAUCUGUUGGUAUCCGUUUGUUGGCCGAAGAAACCAUCCGUUGUGAUAUAGUAUUUCUGUGUUUGUACAGCUAUUUUAGUUUAAAAUAAACGCCACCAUGUCGCUCCGAUGCAAUAGAA